Messenger RNA from Sitodiplosis mosellana (orange wheat blossom midge), 1675 nucleotides. RefSeq names its product reticulon-4-interacting protein 1 homolog, mitochondrial-like. Gene Ontology annotation, molecular function: oxidoreductase activity. The transcript has 5 exons. Gene Ontology annotation, cellular component: mitochondrion. The record is from RefSeq and is a predicted model, not a curated record. The coding region runs from base 365 to 1501 and encodes 378 amino acids. NCBI's taxonomy places the organism in Eukaryota, Metazoa, Arthropoda, Insecta, Diptera, Cecidomyiidae.
UGAUAAUGUCAUCGAAAAAUAAGCACUAAACACAUUCAACUCAAUUUUAUUUCGAACGAAAAUUUGUCAUUUACUUUUGUCCAAAAAACCUUAUCAAUUAUUUGAUAAAGAGUAUUUCAAAACAAUGGGGACGCCUUUUGUCAGCGACGAACAAUUCAGUUUAAACUCAAUCAAAACAAAGAAAGAAAAAAAAAAUGGAAGUCAAAGUCGCAUUAACAAAAUUGUCGGAACCAAAUACGCAUUAAUAAUUAAGUGGAAUAAACAUUUGACAUUUCGGACUUUUAGUUUAAAAACAACGCUCAUCGUUGUAAGAUCGGGCAUUUGAAACAAACGUGUUAAAGUGCAAAGGAAAAGUACAAGUGAAAUGGAUUCAAAAUUAAUGCUAGUUUUGGUUGUAGCUAUAAUUUGUGACUGUAGUCAUGUUUUGGGUGAUCGUUCCGAGACUUCUGAUCAAAUGAGUGGAUGGUCAAUUCGUGAAUAUGGUGGAAUAAAUUCGCUUCAAUUUAGCGAUAAUUUAGAAUUGCCCGUAAUUAGAUCGUCAGAUGAGGUAUUCGUUGAAGUUUACACUACAGCCGUUAAUUCGCUUGAUCAGCUCAUGACAGAGGGCUAUGGACAACGAGUGCUAAACACGCUUCGUUGGAUUAGCGAAAUUAAUGAGUUCCCAUUAAUUUUGGGAAGAGAAUUUUGUGGCGUUGUUCGAGCAAAGGGUCAGUCAGUGCGCGCAGAUAUUCAGAUUGGUGACAAAGUUUGGGGAGUUGUACCGCCACAUCAGCCGGGAUCUAUUGCCGAAUAUGUCGUCGUUGAUCAAUCAGUUAUAACACGAAAGCCAGAGGGCAUCGAUGACAUUGGCGCAGCUGGAAUACUGUAUGCAGGAUUGACGGCUUGGGCUAGUUUGAGUUUUUCUGAUUUAGUCGGCGGAGGAAAAGGAAAACGUCUGUGCAUUUUGGGUGCAUCCGGUGGAGUUGGCACGCUGGCGGUUCAAAUGGCCAAAGCUGAAGAUAUGAUAGUCACCGCCACUUGUAGCACGAACUCUGUGCAAAUGGUCAAGGAUCUUGGCGCUGACCAUGUUAUCGAUUACAGAAAAGAAGAUCUCAAAGAGGCAUUCCGUGGCUUAAGCUUUGACAUAAUUCUCGAUGCUGCUGGCUUAGGAUCGGACUAUGCUACAACACUUCCGUGGAGCUUUGGCCAGUACAUCACGCUACAGCCUCCAGUUCUCAACAAUACUGAUGCAAAUGGUCUCGUUUUCGGCACCAUUAAUAGUGCCAUAGAUCUUCUACAAAGCAACAUUCAAUCCAUUUUCGGCUACAAAGGAUUGGUGAAGUGGGGUUUCUUUGAGCCAUCGGCACAAGGCAUUGAAUACUUUCGACGACAAGUCGAAAGCGGCAAAAUCAAACCAAUCAUUGAUACGAUAUAUAACUUCAAUGAAACGAAAGAAGCGUUCGAUAAGCUAGCCAAGGGUCAUUUGCGUGGGAAAAUUAUUAUAAAAGUUAAAAAUAACUGAAACAACAUUUUAAUCGUAUUGAUGUCAAUUGUCAAGUUUAAAUUUUUACGAAAACACGUACAUCGAAUGAAUUGGCUGUGUGCAGUUUACAUAAGCUAGUUCACAAAAUGCAGUUAGUCUUACUGUUUUGUAUAAAACAAAUGUUGAUUAAAAUAUGAAUCUUUUGAAAAAUCA